AUGCUCAUCAGUCCUAGCGGUCUCGAAGUCGUCUGGCGGAACCUUCGUCGCAUUGCGGCUGUCCACCCCGAGCCGCGCUCGCUUCUGUUCCCCGAGGUCCCCAUUCGCGGCUCGAGAGAUGAAGGCAGGAAGCUCGCGACCGAGUCGCUUUCAGGAAGCAAUGGCGCAUCGCCGGGAAUCGCGGUAGCGCAGAUGACGCUGGAUCAGGCUAUUGAAGCCUCGGCGCGCGAGCAAAGGCAAAAGCAGCAGCAGCAGCCGCAGCCGGCACCGGCCCAGCCUGCACCGACCCAGCCGGCACCGGCCCAGCCUGCACCGACCCAGCCUGCACCGACCCAGCCGGCACCGUCACAGCCGGCACCGUCCCAGCCAGCACCGUCCCAGCCGGCACCAUCCCAGCCGGCACCAUCCCAGCCGGCACCGUCCCAGCCGGCACCGUCCCAGCCGGCACCGUCCCAGCCGGCACCGUCCGAGCCGGCAGUGACGACGCAGCCAGUUACCACGCAGCCGCAGCCUGUAACACAACCGCAGCCGCAGCCGCAGCCGCAGCCGCAGCCGCAGCCGCAGCCGCAGCCGAACGAUGGGAGCACGCAACCGCCUCUAUUCCCUGGCGUCACCCCCGCGCCCGUCGUCACCCCCACUCCCGUCAACAAUCCCCCCGUCGCCAGCGGCGGCGGGUUCGGGAUCUUCCCCACUGGCCCGGGCGGGUUCACCCCCACGCCCGUGACGCCGGAAACCCCGGCGACCCCUGUGCCCGCGCCGACUACUCCUGUGCCGGCGCCGACAACUCCUGUGCCCGCACCGACGAUCCCUGUGCCCGCGCCGACGACUCCUGUGCCCGCGCCGACAACUCCGGUGCCCACACCCAAGACUCCUGUCGUUCCCACGCCUAAGGGGCCUGUCGUCGAUCCCACGCCUAAAACUCCUGGCGUCCCCACGCCGACGACCCCUGGCGUUCCCACCCCUACGACUCCUGGCGUUCCCACACCUAAGACACCUGGCGUUCCCAACCCUGCAACUCCUGGCGUUCCCAACCCUACAACUCCUGGCGCCCCCACGCCUAAGACUCCUGGCGUCCCCACACCCACGGCCCCCGGCGUUCCCACACCUAAGACUCCUGGCGUCCCCACACCCAAAGCCCCGGGAUCGACUCCCACUCCCAAGCUCCCCCCAACGGCCCCCGGUGCUAAAAUUCCCCCCGGCGUCCCAAAUCCCAAGACUCCGCCUCUUGCGCCUGGUUCCACGGCCGCGCCUGGCGUUCCGAAUCCUAAGCUUCCGCCGCUUGCGCCUGGUUCUACUGCCGCGCCUGGCGUUCCGAAUCCUAAGCUUCCGCCGCUUGCGCCUGGUUCGACGGCCGCGCCUGGUGUUCCGAACCCCAAGAUUCCGCCUGUAGCUCCUGGCAGUCUCGCCGCUCCCGGCGGAAAAACGGUCCCCUGCGUUCCGCGACCUAAGAUUCUGCCGGGGGUCAAACCCCCUGGUGCACCUGGCUCCGCCGCUGCCCCAUGUUCGGACUCUGCGCCUGGCUCGGAUUCUGCGCCUGGCUCGGACUCUGCGCCUGGCUCGGACUCUGCGCCUGGCUCCGCCGCUGCCCCUGCUAGCCUGUCAGCGCCUGGCUCAGCCUCUGCGCCCGCUUCCGCGCCUGCCAAAGUUCCGAAGCCUGCCCCUGGCUCCGCCAAGGCUCCGGUCCUUGCGCCCGGUUCCACGCGCGCCCCAUCCGGCGUGCCCAAAAACGGUUCCCUCACCGCGCCGGCUUCGAUCCCCCCGCCGCGCCCCGCGCAGCCCUCCGCGCCGCUCCCGCAGCUCUCUACCUCCGCGAACGCCGCGUCGACCCCCUACGCGACGACCGCCUCCGCGAACACGACCGCGACGGCGGACAGUGGCGGAAGCAGCGUGUCCGCGGCUGCGGUUGCGGGGAUUGCAGUUGGUGUGACGUUGGGGUUUGUGUUGCUGGUGGUGCUGGGUCUGUACGUGUUCCUUCUGCUGAAGCGCAAGAAGGACGAGGCCGGUGGCGAGAAGGGGAAAGCGGGCGGUGCGGGCAAAGGGGCCACUAAAAGCAAGGUGCCGUUCUACGCAGCUCCGUUCAAGACGAGUAAGGCCACCGCCAAUCCGGAAAGCGCGGAUGUGCAAGACGGCGGCGAGUCCGGAGUGACGGGAAUUCCGCCAGCAGCAGCAGCAGCAGCAGCAGCAGGCGCAGUGGCGACAGGAGCAGCGGUCGCAGCCGCUACCACGGGAUCUACCCCUGCUGACAAAGCAGCUGACGUGGCAUCUGCUGACGUGCCACCUGCUGGCGCGGCGGCUGCUAAUGGCGCAGUGAGUGCUCGCCCCAACGCAAGUCCGCCAUCUGCUAAAGCCGGGAACAGCCUGACUCCUCCCCCGGGUGGCGCAAGCCCGCUGGCGAGCGCAGCGGGGGGUGGAACAGCAGCGGCAGGAGCGGGUUCGGCCGCCGGUUCGGCAGUAACUACGGCGGGCUCGGGUGCAGCAGGAGCGACGGCGCCAACUGCGGGUGCGGUUGCGGGUGCUGCGGCGGCAGUAGCGGCAGGAGCGGCGGUGGGAGCAAUAGCUGCCACCGCGGCAACAAAGACGCCGGCAGCCGCGAGAGCCGCUGCUGUUCCUGCUGCAGGCGCAUCUGGCGCGGGGGUGGUCGCAGGUGCGGCGGCAGCUAAGUCAGGAAACGACGAGGACGAAAUCGAUCCGUCGGAACAGUGGUGGUUCCCCGCUGAAGAGCUCGACCAGGCUACGGAACGCUUUGCUCUUUCUAAUAAGCUCGGAUCGGGAACUUUCGGAACGACUUACAAGGGAGUGUUGGAAGACGGGCAGGAGGUUGCAGUGAAAGUGCUGAAAGUGAAGGGUACGCUGAGCGACGACGCAUGGAAACGCGACGCGGAGGAGGUUUUCGUGAUCCAGCACGAGAACUUGGUUACUUAUCUGGGCUAUUGCCUCGCGAGUUCGCAGCGAAUGCUGGUGCAGGAAUUUGUUGCGAACAGUUCGCUUGACGCGGCGCUGCAUGGGAGUAACAAGCCAAUCCUGGCGUGGAAUUUCCGCAUGAAGAUCGCCAAGGGCGCUGCGAAGGCUCUCGCAUUCCUCCACGAAGAAUGCAAACCCCAAAUUAUUCACAAGGACAUCAAGUCAUCUAACAUUCUGCUGGAUGCGCAGUACGGGGUCAAGCUGAGUGACUAUGCUUCAGCCAAGCUGGCAGGAGAUGCUGCCCUCCCAACCAUCGUCAGCUCAGCCGGCUCUUUUGGCUACCUGGCGCCAGAACAUGCGCUCACGGGCAAGCUCACAGAGAAGUCAGACGUGUACUCGUUUGGAGUGGUCCUGCUGGAGCUUAUAACGGGGAGGAAGCCCAGUGACAAGCAGAGGGGACAGAAGGACAGCCUGGUUGAGUGGGCUCGGCCACUCCUGGCCUCCAACACGCUGAAGGAGCUGGCUGACCCGAGCCUGGAUGGCUGCUUCGGAGUGAAGGAGAUGGAUCGUGUCAUCGUGGCAGCCUCGCAGUGUGUGAGGCAGUCGGCUGUCCUCCGACCAAGCAUGAGCCAGGUUCUUCGCCUUCUGGAUCAGCAGUGA
Messenger RNA from Closterium sp. Yama58-4, 3561 nucleotides. NCBI's taxonomy places the organism in Eukaryota, Viridiplantae, Streptophyta, Zygnematophyceae, Desmidiales, Closteriaceae. The record is from the annotation of a GenBank genome assembly.